GGGACCAGCCAAGGGGACGGGGACCACAGGCCAAUUUUAUCCUAGAAGGCAAUGGUCAGGAUAGGGUAAAUACUACCACUCGCCGGGCCGGGGCAGAAAAUAAGCUUAUUCAAGAUACAGUAAUGGAGGAACUCGCAGGGACUAGCACGGGCCAGCAAGAGACCGAAGCCGCGGAACAAGAGAAGGUCUAUGGGAAGCCAAGGGAGGAUGAACUGGUAGACAAGGCUACGGCCGCAAAAAUAAAGUUCAGGUAUCAAAUUCCGAUCCUGACUUCGCCAGAAAUCGAUGGCACCUUGAGUAAGCUACUGGGUACCAUGGUAUCGGUGUCUUUUCAGACCAUGCUGCAAGCCAGCCCAAGGCUGCUUAAAGGACUCAGGCAGUUGCUAACGCGUAAGCGCGUAGAGGUAGAGGAGGCCCCGGAACUGCAAGAGCAGGACACGGAGGAGGCCGAGGCGCCGCAAGGAGUCUCCAACCUCCAAAGCAUUCCAGGGGGCCUGGGAGAGUUGGAGAAAGCCUUUGCGGACAUCCACCUAAGCCUACCGGACCGUGAAGGUGGCGAAGUCAUGAGCGCGCCACCCGGGACAAAGCUUAGCUUUCAUGCAUUACCAGUUGGGAAACUUAAAGUUCAAAUUGGAACUCACCACACUGACGCGUUAGUGGACGGCGGAGCAGAAAUCACCCUCAUACGACGGGAUUUCGCAACGGUCACGGAGUGCACGCUAAACAAGGAAGUAGCAGGGAGUAUCCGGGGAGCAGGUGGCGAAAUUCCUUUCACAGGGUAUGUCACCAAAUGUGCAGUCAGGGCGGGAAUCCGGGAAUCCAUCUGGUCCUUUCAGCGGAUGACCGUGAUGGAAGAAAUGGAUCACGACGUAAUCCUCGGGAGACCGUGGUGCGCCAAUGUGGAAAUAAUAGGAAUGCAUCUGCACGACGGCACAUACAUGGUAGACAUAGAGGACCCGGUGACUGGCCGCGGGGAACUUCUCCGACUUCUUGCGACCGGAGGAGACCCUCCGAAGGGCAAAUUGGCAACCUGGUCUCCAACAUUCGAAGAAAGUGCGCGGAAGCGGGCAUUCGCACGAAUGGAAGGCAUGAGGGAAAGGGUAGAAAUUAUGAUCGAGGAGGCUUUUAGUAAAAAGGAAUGGAUCAAGAUGGGUCUGCCCGCAUACCUGUUCGGAAGGCGAUUUAUCCUAAGGAUCGAUCCCACCAACGUGGCCGGAGCCCUAAAAAACUACAAGCCUAUAGAUCCGACCGUUGGCAGAUGGAUAGGCUUCAUAUGGCAAUUCGACUAUAAGGUCGAGCGAAUUGCAGGGCUUCGAAAUAGGGCAGAUGGGUUGACCAAGGUAUGCAUCACGCCAAAACGAGUAGAGGACGCGGAACCAAUUGACGCCUUCCUGGAGUACGAAGGAGGGACCCUUGUUGUGGAUAAUGAGAUGGCAGAUCAAGUAAUCACAACAGGUCAGUUGCUGAUUCAAACCUUGGAAAAGGGCGCACCUGCAAUGGUUGCAGAACUCAGGGAAGGACCAAUCACCACGGUCAGGCGCAAAGAGGAAAAGGACUCAUGGGGAGCAGAAGUAGGGGCCAGAGAGGAACUGAUGGCAAUGACCGUGGAGGGGGGACAGGACGCUGUGAUGACGUUGGCCGAAGCCUGGGCGCAGAAGGAGUGUAAGUAUCUAGUCAACCUCACUCGGGAGGAGCAGGGUACGAUCAGAAGGAACAGGAGUUCUUCCUCAUACAGAUGUACGAGGGCGUCUUCAAAGAAAUCGGUCUGCUACUUGUAGGGAACAAACAACCCACGGAAGU
Molecule: messenger RNA, 1800 nt
Organism: Chara braunii
Lineage: Eukaryota; Viridiplantae; Streptophyta; Charophyceae; Charales; Characeae
Source: the annotation of a GenBank genome assembly